This is a messenger RNA of Melampsora larici-populina 98AG31, 375 nucleotides long. RefSeq lists its product as uncharacterized. Bases 1 to 375 code for a protein of 124 amino acids. Gene Ontology annotation, biological process: DNA damage response. Gene Ontology annotation, molecular function: protein serine/threonine kinase activity. The transcript has 2 exons. The record is from RefSeq and is a predicted model, not a curated record. Lineage: Eukaryota; Fungi; Basidiomycota; Pucciniomycetes; Pucciniales; Melampsoraceae.
AUGGGUGAUCACUCUGUAGAAUUUUACCACAACCGUCAAACGAGCUACAUCAGAUCAGUGGCUACCUCUUUCAUUGCAGGGUACAUAGUUGGUUUAGGGGCCCGGCACCAAUCCAAUAUACUUCUGGAUAAGCUCACAGGAGAGGUAUUUCAUAUUGAUUUUGGGAUAGCUCUUGAUGAUAGUUCCUGGUUGCCUGUACCUGAGAAGGUGCCUUUCAGGCUUACUAAAGACAUAAUUACUCCAUUUGGCAUUGAAGACUUGAAGGGUACUUUCACAGACUCUUGCAAGAAUACAUUGCGAGUAUUUAGAAUGAACAAUGAUGUGAUCUUGACAAUGUUGGAAGUUUUCAUAUUCAAUCCUCUUCCAAGUCGGUGA